Molecule: messenger RNA, 943 nt
Organism: Peromyscus leucopus (white-footed mouse)
Lineage: Eukaryota; Metazoa; Chordata; Mammalia; Rodentia; Cricetidae
Gene: Ormdl2
Product: ORMDL sphingolipid biosynthesis regulator 2
Exons: 4
Coding region: 105-566 (153 amino acids)
Biological process (GO): negative regulation of ceramide biosynthetic process; intracellular sphingolipid homeostasis; ceramide metabolic process
Cellular component (GO): endoplasmic reticulum membrane
Source: RefSeq, a predicted model, not a curated record
CACCAAUAGGAGAGCGCGGACGGGCGAAGGGCGGCCACUUCCUGGAGACCCAGGUGUGGAGCCCUGGCUGCGCCCCCGCGGGACGGGCUUCCGAAGCUGGCAGGAUGAAUGUGGGGGUGGCACACAGCGAAGUGAACCCCAACACUCGAGUGAUGAAUAGUCGGGGCAUCUGGCUGGCCUACAUCAUCUUGGUAGGACUGCUGCAUGUGGUUCUGCUCAGCAUCCCUUUCUUCAGCAUUCCUGUUGUCUGGACCCUGACCAACGUCAUCCAUAACCUGGCAAUGUACAUCUUCCUACAUACAGUGAAAGGGACACCCUUCGAGACCCCUGACCAAGGAAAGGCUCGGCUGUUGACACACUGGGAGCAGAUGGACUAUGGGCUACAGUUUACCUCCUCCCGGAAGUUCCUCAGCAUCUCUCCUAUUGUACUCUACCUACUGGCCAGCUUCUACACCAAGUAUGACGCUGCUCAUUUCCUCAUCAACACUGCCUCACUGCUCAGCGUACUGCUGCCUAAGCUACCCCAAUUCCACGGGGUUCGUCUCUUUGGAAUCAACAAAUACUGAAAGAUGGGUUGAGAGUCCUGCAGGCAUUGAGGGAAGGCACUGGAACAAAGAGAUAUAAUGGUUUCUGUUUCUUCUGUAUCCUGGAAGCCUGAGAGAUAAGACAAACCUUUCUAAACUCCAAGGAGGAAGAAACUGAAAAAUGGGGUUCCUGGGCCCAGCCUUAAUUGGGUCAGGAUUCUCUGACUCAGGGAAGGUGGAUGAGGUUAAGGGCCACACCACUCUUCUCUGUACAGCACGAAGCCAUCCAGGCUUGGGCAGCUUGUCUGGUGAUUAUGUUUUCCAUGUCUUCCAAACCUACCACCUUCAAGUUCUGUUUGCUGUAUAUUUUCCUUAAAAUAAAGUCUUUUCAGUUGUGACUGAAAUUUGAUAAGCAAGAA